GUUGGUGCUUUACGGCACUGUUGACAUGUUCUUCAGUAUGGUUUGAGUGUGGGGGCUUUUUUUCCCUUGGCAAAGGCUUAUUAUUGAUGAGUGUUUUCGACUUAUUUCGCGGUUUCUUUGGGGUUCCCGGAGGCUACCAUCGUGGAGAGGGCCGAAGGGAUCCCUUUUUCGAUGGCAUGACUCAUGAUGAUGACGACGACGAUGAAAGUGAGGAGGAUGGAUUCUUCUAUGACGGGUACCAGAGAGAUCCACAGGACCCAUUUGAUGAAGCCUGGAGAUUUGGCUUCAGUUUUGGCCCCAAUGGAGUGAGAAUCGAAGAGCCUGCUGUCUUUGGUCAGGUCUUCAGGGAGAUGGAGGAAAUCUUUUCCCAGCUCGGCCAAUGGCAAGGACAAGGACAACCUGGUGUUCCAAGUGUCAUGCCGCCACCACCACAGGAAAGGCCAGAAAGUGGGAGGGGAUCCAGUGGGAAUGUCCUGAGGGACUUUAUGCUAAAAUCCCCAGAUAACCCUCCUCAAAAACCCCCAGCGGGAUCACACAGAGAGCCUAGAAAUGACGGCACCUCUCCCUCUGGGACACCAAACUUUCCUCACUCUCCCUUCCAUGGUUGGACCCCUUUUUCUAAGUUUCAUGACAUUUGGAGAAGAGAGCCACAAAGAGAUCCAGAGGACGAACGUAGAGAAGAUAGAGAUCUGGACUCUGCCGUAUCUUCUGGUGGCCUAGAUCAGAUUCUGACCCCACCUCAUGCUCAGCAACCCAACCAACCAAGGACCCGAUCAUUUUUCCAGUCAGUCAUUGUCACCAAAGUUCUAAAACCUGAUGGGACUGUGGAGGAGAGGCGUACAGUCAGAGAUGGCCAGGGGAAUGAGGAAACCACAGUAACGCGUUCAGGAGGUCCGGGGAGCUUGGAGGAACCAGACAAUCAGAGUCGACCUCUUGUACCAGGUGGUCCACGGCCCUUUUCUGACAUGCGGGGCGAUGACUCUUUAUUCUCCAGAUUCUUUGGAGGUUUCAAGUAAUUUGUUAGGAAAACUGAAUUGUAUGUUUGGGACUGGAUGGAGUACCCCCCCACCACCACCACCACCACCACCGAGAUGAUAUUUUUUUGUGUUUGAGUGUUAUUUUAGAACUGAGUGUUUGAGUAUUAACUCACAGUAUGAAAGCUUUUUGUUUUCUGAGCCUCAAUUCUGUGUAUGGGGCGAUUGCAUCAACCUCUAUGGCUAGAAAUGCAUUACAAAGAACGCAAAGGAAAGAAAAUCAGGUUUUAAAUAAGUCCCAUCGCAUAUAUUAUUUUUGUAUUGUCCUGCAGUUAUGCCUCUGUAAAUGUGACUGUAUGACAGACAAAAUAAAGAGACUUAAUAUAUUUA
Lampris incognitus (smalleye Pacific opah) is the source of this 1364-nucleotide messenger RNA. RefSeq names its product HCLS1 associated protein X-1 (gene hax1). Gene Ontology annotation, biological process: negative regulation of apoptotic process; regulation of actin filament polymerization. The record is from RefSeq and is a predicted model, not a curated record. NCBI's taxonomy places the organism in Eukaryota, Metazoa, Chordata, Actinopteri, Lampriformes, Lampridae. Bases 87 to 1016 code for a protein of 309 amino acids. Gene Ontology annotation, cellular component: mitochondrion; actin cytoskeleton; apical plasma membrane. The transcript is spliced from 7 exons.